AUGUCCGACUUGUACGAUCUGCUAGCACCAUAUUUCGAUGACCAUGACCCCUCCUCGGGAACAAACCCAACCACUCGCGAUGCACAAACAACAACCUACCUAAACCGCCUAAGCACCCUCUCCCUGGGCAACCUCACGACAACCGAGCCAGCCUCCCUCCUCCAUGCCGCGCAGUCACAUCUACGUAACCUCCAGGCUCUCUCGAAACGCUCCCACAAAGCAGUAAUAGCAUCAUCCUCGCAUCUCUCGAACCUCACUUCCCUCCUUCCAUCCCUUGGAAGCGAAGCCUACGAGCUCAAGGAUGCCGUACCACAACUAGAGUCCGCAGCGGUAGACUUUGCGCGGAAGUACGACCGGAGUACGGAGAACGAGGUCCUAGACAGGCGGAAGAGGGCGAUGCUGCUGAGUCGGAAUGUGGACAGGGUGUCAGAUGUGCUUGAGCUACCGUCUUUGCUUUCGUCAACCAUACAGGCUGCGCAGGCACCUAGCAGUAGCUCUGCCGCAAGCUCGACGACUUCUUAUGCUUCUGCGCUGGAUCUGCAUGCUCAUAUCAAGCGGCUGAGCUCGUUGUAUCCACAAUCUGGGCUCGUGGCCGGCAUUUCGCAGCAGGCGGAUGCUGAGAUACAGAAUCUGACGACUAUUCUGAUCACAUCGUUACAAAGCCCAACGCUGAAGCUGGCGGGUGCCAUGCGGACGGUGGGCUGGUUGAGGAGAGUGGCACCUGAUCUCGCAGACGACGAAUACAGUUCGUCCAAAGCGACGGCGACGUCGACAAAGUCUGUGAAUUUCUCCUCUGCUGCCACAAACAGCACUGGAGCUCUUUGCUCGUUGUUCCUGGUGUGUCGACUCCGGACGUUGAACAUCACACUAGAAGCGCUGGAACCACUGCGAGAGCUAGCAGACCAGGAGACUACACGAAGACUACAUUCGGCCAAUGGCGCCAGGUCAAAACAGCAACCACAAUCAAUCGCCCUUGGCAACCACAGCGAGCGCUAUCUCAAACGCUACAUCGAGAUCUUCCGCGAGCAAAGCUUCGCCAUAAUAAGCAUGUACAAAAGCAUCUUCCCAUCCGGCUUACCCUCCCCAGACCUCUCAGCCACAUCCUCGAAAGUGCUAGACGACCCGCUACUGCCGCUUCCAUCACCCCUGGCAUCAUUCACGAACCACUUGAUAACAAAAUUGACAACGACACUUCGAGCCUACCUUCCGAAUAUCACGGAUCCAACAUCCCGGGAGUCUCUCCUCACACAAAUCCUCUACUGUGCAGGAAGUCUCGGGCGCCUAGGAGCGGACUUCGGGCUGAUGAUCGCUUUGCUGGGCGAGGACGAUGGGUCAGCGGAGCACGAGUCGCAAGGCGGUAGGGAGGAUGAGUGGGUGCAAGUAAUGAAGAAACAUCGGAUCCAGGCGUCGCGACUCGAAGUGCUCGCUCGCGGCGUCGGGACUGGUGUGAGGAAGCGGAGUGCGAUAGAUAUUCCGCAGGCUGGCGACGUAGUGUCGCCCGCUGCAUAA
Recurvomyces mirabilis is the source of this 1509-nucleotide messenger RNA. RefSeq lists its product as uncharacterized. Gene Ontology annotation, cellular component: COG complex. The record is from RefSeq and is a predicted model, not a curated record. The coding region runs from base 1 to 1509 and encodes 502 amino acids. NCBI's taxonomy places the organism in Eukaryota, Fungi, Ascomycota, Dothideomycetes, Mycosphaerellales, Teratosphaeriaceae. The transcript has a single exon. Gene Ontology annotation, biological process: cytoplasm to vacuole targeting by the Cvt pathway; intra-Golgi vesicle-mediated transport.